AUGGACCGCGGCACAAACGACUAUUCGCACACCGGCCUGCCCUCGCCUUAUCCUUCCAACGUGGGCGACGCACACUCCGAAGCUCCCACGACGUCCGACCACGCCUCAGCUGCUGCCGCUGCCGCCGCCGCCGCAGCCGCCGCCGCACAGGCGCAAUAUUCUCCGGUCAAGCAGGAGCCUCACCAGCCGUAUCCCACAUCGGCGACCCCCACCUCCGACUAUAGCGUGUAUCCUCCUCCGUCGCGUCCGGGAUCGUCCUACCCCGAGCAUCAACUCCAACACCAGCGUCCCUACCAGCCUCCGUCGACCAUGGCACAGCAACCGAACAGUGAGUACCGCCUGCGUCGCGCGUGUCGGAUGCACGCCGAGCCGCCUAACAUGUCCGCGCCGCCCGUCUCGGGGCCGCACCCGCCCAUCGCUGCGCCCAGCCCGACUUAUCCCUACAGCCAGCAAUCGCCGUACGGGCCCAACCCCGACAUGUCCCAGGGAUACUCUCAUCCGAGCAGUGGCCUCUAUGCCCAGCCUCGUCCAGACUGGGGAGGCUACGGGAGCCACGGUCCUCCCCCGCUGACACCUAGUCAUCCCAUGUACGGCCAUUCGCCGGCCCCGGCACCUCCCCAGCAGCGUCCCAGCCAGGUGUACUCGUUCGUUCCCAUUCCGGGUGCCCAGCAGCACAAGCGUCCCAGAAGACGCUAUGAGGAGAUCGAGAGGAUGUACAAAUGUGGAUGGAAUGGGUGCGAGAAAGCCUACGGAACAUUGAACCACCUCAACGCCCAUGUGACUAUGCAGUCGCAUGGACCCAAGAGGACCCCCGAAGAGUUCAAAGAGAUCCGCAAAGAAUGGAAGGCUAGGAAGAAGGAAGAGGAGAAUAACCGCAAGGCCGAGGAAGAGAGACAACGGCAGGCUGCGCAGGCUGCUGCGGCACAGAAUCCCGGAUCCGACGGCCAAGCCGACGGCACCCCGACCUCGACCUACCCCUCAUCCCGACCUACCCUCCCCCCGAUCGGAUACCAGGCCACGCAGUACCCGGCUCCCCCGUCGGCGGGCAUGCCUCAGCAACCCAUGGCCGAUUACCAGAACCACAUGUACCCGAACUACCCUCCUCACUCUCCGUACGGGGGACAUCCGAGCCAAGGAAUGUACAGCCAAUCCAACGGCGGUCAGCCUCCCAACCACUGA
This is a messenger RNA of Geosmithia morbida, 1179 nucleotides long. RefSeq lists its product as uncharacterized. The record is from RefSeq and is a predicted model, not a curated record. The transcript has 5 exons. Bases 1 to 1179 code for a protein of 392 amino acids. Gene Ontology annotation, biological process: regulation of DNA-templated transcription. Lineage: Eukaryota; Fungi; Ascomycota; Sordariomycetes; Hypocreales; Bionectriaceae.